AUGACAAGUUUGUUUCGAGGGGCCUUAAAUCUCAUACAAGGAGAGAAUACAGGAGGCAAUUCGUCCGGUAGUCAUCCUCUCGUAGGGCAAGAUGUCGAUGUCGGCGGAGUUCGUUUAAGGAUUAAAAGUCUCUUGGCAGAAGGAGGUUUUGCCGUUGUAUUCUCUGCCCAAGAUCAACAAGGAAAUUGGUUUGCACUGAAACGUCAGCUUGCAAACGAUAAGGAAGCUAUUCAAACAGUCAUCAAUGAGAUUAACUAUUUGAAAGAACUGGGAACGAAUCACCCUAACAUAAUUCGUUUCGUUCAAGCUGCUCAGUCAAAAACUCAAACUGGAGGAGCAGAGUUUCUCCUGUUAACAGAGUUGUGCAACGGAGGUUGUGUCGGUGAACUACUCAAAACAACUCGUUUUAAACCUAAACAAGUACUAAAAAUAUUUUACUCCGCUUGUAAAGCUGUGCAAUCCAUGCACUGUAGGGAGAAACCCAUAACUCACCGAGAUAUUAAAGUUGAAAAUUUACUAAUUGAUAGUCAAGGAAAUAUUAAAUUAUGUGACUUUGGCAGUUCGACCAGGGAGAUUCUAUUUCCCAACGAUGAUUGGACUUCCAUCCAACGAACUAGACUAAUUGAAGAUAUGCAAAGGAACACCACUCCUAUGUACAGAGCUCCAGAAAUUCAAGAUGAAUAUAUGAACUUACCAGUUGGACCUCAACAAGACGUUUGGGCAUUAGGUUGUAUUUUGUUUUAUCUCAGUUAUGGGGUUCAUCCCUUCGAAGACUCUGCUAAGCUUCGUAUAGUGAACGCUAAAUAUGCCAUUCCUCCGAAUGACCAAGAAUUCACCAUGUUUGUACCAUUGAUUCAAUCAUGCCUCAAAAUAGAUCCCCGAGACAGACCUACUAUUAAAGAUCUUGUUGAAAGAGUCGAAGCUCUAGCAACAGCUAUGGGUGUGACACCUUCAGGGGCUGUGGAAGGUAUUGUGAACAGUUCUUCGGCCCAGACUACCCAUGUCAAUCCUUUUGUUGGGAAUCCAGCUCCCUCACGUCCUCCUCCUCCUAGACAAGAUGGAAAUGACGUAUCUCAACAAGCUUCUGCUAUGUUCGGUGCAAUCAAGGGACAGGGAUUAUCUCUUUUCAAAAAUAUCAAAGACAAAUCUGCUGCAGUUGUGCAGACCGUACAAUCCACUUAUGGAGGAAAAGGUCCUUCUGUUACUUGGCUUACCUCUCGAAUCAUACUAGCUCCCCAACCGGAGAGUAUUCCUGAGGCUUUAGCUACACAAGCUGAGGAUUCUCUACGUACAUUCUCAGCUGAACAGGGUCGUCCUUAUAUAGUCGUUAACAUUUCCCAAAGACGUUUAAAAUGCGAGUUUCCUACUCGACCAAUAGAACAGCUUUUCCAGUUCCCUUCCUCUUGUCUUCCUCCAACUGUCAACUCAUUGUUAAAAAUAUGUCGAGAGAUGAUGCAGUUCCUCCGGCAGAACCCCAAUGGUUUUGCUCUGAUAUAUGGCUUGGAAGUUCACUGUACUCUGCUAUCUGCAACAUUCCUGCUCUACUCGAGAGUGUUCACGAAUCCAUUGAAAGCUGUUGAAAUGGUUACCAAAAAAAGAGGAAAUGUGACUCUUCCUCCAUCCUAUCAUCGAGCUCUGGAUAUAGUAGGAAGAGUAAUCAAUACUCCAAAGAAUGUUCUAAAUACGAAUGUGCAUAACUUCCCAAUCCGCCUUAACACUUUGUACAUGGAGCCCAUACCAUUGUUCAACAGACUCCACACAGGAUGCAGACCGUUUGCAGAAAUUUUCUCUGGAGGCGCGAAGUUAUGGAGUACAUAUAGGGAGUAUGAGCAACUGAGGCCGUUCGAUGUUAGUGACGGGAACUCUGUCGAAAUUGAUUUAGGUGACAUUCCUGUCGGAGAUGAUGUAACCGUAGCCGUUUAUCAUGCUCGUUGGAGUAAAAUCCAAAAUAAAAUGCAACAGAUCCUUAUGUUUUCAAUCGGCUUCCAUGCCAAUUUCUGGGAUAUUAAAGAGCAUAUGGUCAAAGCCCAUAUGGGAGACUUAGAUAUUCAUGGAGAGGAUACUCGUAGUAUUCCGGAAAAUAUAAGAAUUGUGCUGGGUUUGAAAAUCGAUAACCAUGAUAGAGGAUUUAAUCAAGGAAUCGAACCUCCAGCUUUCCUAACCUAUGAUGCCGACACUAUCGAUCCAAUUCAUGUCGUCGAAAAUGCCGAAGAACUAGUUAAUAUCCAAGAUGCCUUCGAUUCGAAGCAAAAUAACGCUGCUCCGCCUCGACCAGCUCCUCCUGUGCAGAACCAAAAACAGAAAGAGAAUCCUCAGCCAGCCGUUACUAACGAUUUCUUCAAUACAUUGGACUGGCAAGCUCCAUCUUCGAAUAGUUCUGAGCAGAAAAGAAAUUUAGCGUCAGAUGACUUGUUUGGAAGUUCAUCCACUGUUCAACCCGCUGCUACAUCGAACCACAUGGAUUCUGGCUUUGGAAGCAAAACUGUCGAUACAGCGGAAGCUUAUGAAAGAAUGUACGGAAUUCGUGUCGGAAAAGAGGAGGAAGAUGAUGAUGCAGAUAAAUACAAGUUUGAUUAUGAAAAGGAGACUCCAAUUCUCGGUGCUCCCUCUUCGAAGCCCAAGCCUCCUACAGCAGAAUUUGACCUUCUUGAUUUAGGAGCCAAGCCUAGUACAACCGUAUUAAAUACCCAACCUGCACCAGUUGUAGAUGAUCCUUUCGGUGAUUUCUUUAGUGCCCCAUCUACAACCACUUUGAAUGCAAAAGCUCCAGAGCAAGAUUUAUUUGGAGAUUGGACAAAUUCUACCACUGACACCACUCAACCCAUGCAUCGGAAUGUGUCAGCACCCAGUUUUAAUCAGAACAGUGCUCCGGCCAUAGAUCCUUUUGCCGAUUUUUUAAAUGCCCCUUUAAGCUCAAGCCAGCCAGGCAGUAAACAAGGCUCCGCUUCCAAUAGUGGAACUUCCACUCCAAAGCCAGUGAGACCCAACUAUAGCAGAUCCGCUUUCGAAACAAUAAACAACGUGGGCGGAGUUAAACCAAAGGUUACCGCUGAUGCUUUUGGAGAUUUGUUAAGCAGUCAGGGUUUCACUUCCACAGCUGCGAAGAAUGCUUCACGUACUAUUGGAGAUUUGAAGAGAGCUGACGAAAUCAGGGAUAUGGAUCCAGUCGAAAUUAAGAUUCGUGAUUGGAUCAAAGGUAAAGAAAAAAAUAUUCGUGCUUUGCUUGGAUCUUUGAAUGAUGUUCUCUGGGAUGAUGCAGAUAAGUGGCAACAGCCAAACAUGGGCGAGCUUCUAAGUGCGGCUCAGGUAAAGAAGUGGUAUCGUAAAGCCUGUCUUGUUGUUCACCCUGAUAAGCAAACUGGAACAGCCCAGGAAGAAUUAGCUAAGGCAGUGUUUACUCAACUGAACGAAGCCUGGACAGCGUUUGAACAAAGUGGAAGUCCUUCUCUUUAA
Messenger RNA from Auanema sp. JU1783, 3453 nucleotides. The record is from the annotation of a GenBank genome assembly. NCBI's taxonomy places the organism in Eukaryota, Metazoa, Nematoda, Chromadorea, Rhabditida, Rhabditidae.